This is a messenger RNA of Melanaphis sacchari, 1997 nucleotides long. Its product is annotated as phosphatidylcholine:ceramide cholinephosphotransferase 2-like. The transcript is spliced from 7 exons. Gene Ontology annotation, cellular component: endoplasmic reticulum membrane; Golgi membrane. The coding region runs from base 534 to 1835 and encodes 433 amino acids. Gene Ontology annotation, biological process: ceramide biosynthetic process; sphingomyelin biosynthetic process. Gene Ontology annotation, molecular function: ceramide cholinephosphotransferase activity; sphingomyelin synthase activity. Lineage: Eukaryota; Metazoa; Arthropoda; Insecta; Hemiptera; Aphididae. The record is from RefSeq and is a predicted model, not a curated record.
UCGCGACUGCCGGGCGGCAGGCACUAGGCGGCAGUGUACCGUCUAAUUCCGUGGCGUGCGUGUGUGUCGUUUGUGUGUCGCGUGACCGCCGUUCCGAUCUAUUUGUCUGUCGCCGUCGUCGUUACACACAAAUCAUUUUUCACGGUUGUCUUAAAAUUCAAUAUUAUAUAAUAUACAUCAAACGCAGUUUUCACGAUCAGUAAACUUGUCCUACAACUGUUACAGGAUUGUGCGCGGGUGAUUCCGUAUUCGUCGCACACGUUUACACACGCAUAUUUACAUAUAACGUAUAAUAUAAUAAUAUAUGUACGGACUGUGAUCGUCAUUGUUGGUGGUUGUGUCGGUGGUAUAUACAACUGAUGUAUCCCAACUCGUUCUCGUUAUCGUGCAAUAAUAGUGUGUAAUAUUAUGCUCGAGGCCAAUCGAUCCACGGUUUCCUGUUAAUGGUUUCCUCUGCAUUUACAUGGUGAGCACUAUUCUACCGACGGUGCAAUCGAACUUUCUUCGAUGAGAAUCACGUCUCUUUUUGUUUGAUGGUACUAGAACCAAAAGGAGAGCCUAGCACUGAUGGAAUCCAAAAUAGAAUUGGAGUUAAAGGGGUUUCCUAUACAUGUAACGAAGAUCAUAAAAAAGAAUUUGUUCGUAUUGAAAUUGACAUGCCUCCAGCUAAUGGUCAUUUAAAUGAACGUCAAAGACAGCCAUUAUUGGGCUUAUGUAAACAGGUGACAACAGCUAUUAGUAAUGGUGUUGGUUGGGAACCAAGAAACAAUUCAAAUACAGACAAUUGUGAGCAUCAACGACCUAAUAUGGGUCAUAUACACCAAGCUUUAGUAGACAACAAGCAUCAAUCUGAUGGUGGGACACCACCUGCUGAAGAUGAUAAUGGGUUUAGUGACAAAUAUCUCAACAAUAAUGCCAAUGUAGCAGCUGUGCACAUAGAUAUACCAAAUAAUGCUAAUGUGUUAUCAAAUGAUAAAAUUAGGAUCCCACAAGAGAAAUUCAAGACUUUUGUUGCACUAAUUCUGUUGAUUGUGAACUUUUUAAUCACCACUACAUCUUUGGCUGUUGUCCAUGAAAGAGUGCCUGAUCGUAGUCUAUACAAACCAUUACCGGAUACAUUUUUAGAUGCUGUACCUGCUCGAGACUGGGCAUUAGAUGUAUCAGAAAUAUUUAUCAUUGUCAGCACAAACUUAACAUUGUUAAUUAUUGCCAGUCAUAAGUAUAGGUUUAUUGUACUACGUAGACUGAUGUUCAUGUUGUCUCUUCUAUAUCUCCUUCGCUCUAUCACUAUGUUUGUAACUGUAUUACCCACUUCUAGUACCACUUAUUAUUGUUCGCCUAAAGCCAACUCAACAAAUCCAGUACUAAUUGCUAGACGUGUAUUCCAGUUGUUUUCUGGUUUUGGUUUGUCAAUCAAUGGCAAGCACACAUUUUGUGGCGAUUAUAUAUAUAGUGGACAUACUACAAUUUUAGUGAUGAGUUACUUAAUCACCGUUGAAUACUCUCCUAGACGAUGGUAUAUAUUACACUGGGCUUCAUGGUUAAUGGCAGCUGUUGGAGUAUUAAUGGUACUUAUAGCACACGGUCACUAUACUAUUGAUGUGAUUAUUGCAUACUUGGUUACUACACGACUGUUUUGGAUAUACCAUACAUUGGCUAAUAAUGUUUAUCUUAAGCUCAGCAGUUCCAAUAAUUACUUAUCACGGUCAUGGUGGUUUUGGAUGUUCAAAUAUUUUGAAGGAAAUAUCAAUGGUCCAAUACCUCGUCAAUAUGAUUGGCCUUUACCAUGGCCUCGACGGUUCACAGCCGCUAAAUAUCCAAAUCGAGAUAGUUAGCCCAGGUCACAAAUCUCAUUUAUAAAAAAUGUUCCUUGGCUGUAAAAUAAUAUUAAAAUAAAAAACAAUAUCAUAAAAAAUUAAUUAACAUUUCCAUACUCAUAACUAUUCCUACUUUUUUGACAUAUACACACACACAUACAUAUAUAUAUAUAUGUAUGU